Molecule: messenger RNA, 6739 nt
Organism: Heterocephalus glaber (naked mole-rat)
Lineage: Eukaryota; Metazoa; Chordata; Mammalia; Rodentia; Bathyergidae
Source: RefSeq, a predicted model, not a curated record
UCCCGAUCGCGGGCCUCCCGACUGCCCGUUCCAGCCGUGCCACUCCGAACUCCAAAGGAAAGGAACUUCUGUCGGCAAUCACCUCCCGUCCCUAGUCCACGGUCCCUUUAGCUAUAGGGCGUGGUCACAAAGCUUCAAGGAACUGGAUUGUAAUUGGCCAGGCCGCGUCUCGGGCGGGCGGUGCGAUUGGCGAAGGCUCUGGGCCCCGGCAGCAUCGGCUCGUGGGAUUGGCCGCGCCCGUCGCAUCCCGUUUUGGCCUGACAGUCCCGGGCCGGGUGGGAGAAGGGGCCGUGGGACCCACGGGCCGGGCGCUCCGGGGACCAUGGCGGCUGCGGACCUCGCUCAGAUUCCUGAUGUGGACAUUGACCCGGAGGGAGUCUUCAAGUACGUGCUGAUUCGGGUCCACUCGGCGCCGCCCUCCGGAGCCCCGGCUGGGGAGUGCAAGGAAAUCGUGCGCGGCUACAAGUGGGCCGAGUACCAUGGGCUACGGUCGUGCCCAGCACUCUGUCUCAACUGAGAAGAUCAAAGCCAAGUACCCUGACUACAAGGUCACCUGGGCAGACGAUGGCUACUGAGGCCAGUGCCCAGCAGUCAAGACAGGACUCUACCCGCCCAGGGUGGCUCCGGAGAGGCUGCCCAGCUCUUUGCUUCUGGACCCCUUGGCAACAUGCCACCCCACCAGGCCUUGGAGCCUAGGCCAGCCUGGCCCACAGGAAUUAAAAGCCUUCGUGUGUCUGCUCAUCUGUGCGUCUUGGCUCCUCUGCCCCUGGGGCACCACCCAGAGCCUCCUGGCCUCUGCCCCUGGAGGCCCUGGAGAGCGGCAGUGCACGCUCAGCCCCUUGGGGUCUGAUAAGGAGGCCCCAGGCUGCUGCUGUUUAUGGCCUGAUUGCUCCUCCACAGAAUGCUAUCCCAGAGGAAAUCUGGGUGGAGACCUCACGAGGCCUUGCACAAGAAGUCUGUGCCUGGUCCUCAUGGCCACCGGAGGCCUGCAGUGCCCACAAGUGCCCCUUUCCCAGUGCUCAGCUCAGGCUUCCGGCAGGAAGGGGCCUGGCCGAUGACAUCAGCUGACAUUGCCUGUCACUGUCAAUCUGCCCACAGGCCCAGCCCGGGGGCCUCAUGUUCCUGAGUGGUCUGCUGGCCAGGGACAUGUGUGACAUGACCCACAGUCCUCGAGUCCAGGAUUGGGUCCUGGGGCUGCUCACUGAUGGACGCCAAGCAGGAGGGCCCUCCUGGCUCUGAGGGUCCCCUUGCCCUGCACCUCCCACAGCCCUGGGUCUUGGCCUGUUCCCAGCCCCACUUCCUACAUGGGUAGAACACAGCGUAUGGAGUCAGUGGGUGCUGGGAAAGUUAGGGAGACACUGUGCCCCGAACCUCAUGUAAGCCCUUGGAGAGGUCCUGAGGCCACCAUCCAGCCGAGUGCGGUGAGGCCACUCUGCCAAGGUCACCCCAGCAAGUCUGCCUGGGUGAAUCUGGUGGCAGGCAUGCUCCUCCUGCCCCGACUGGGCCCGUGCUGGAAGUUUCUGGCUUGCAGAACCCCGUGCCUUUCACUGACCAGCCGGCACAUGGCUGCCCAGGACGAUUCUGAAGGGUGAAGGAAUGAUGGGGUGGGGGUCCACAGUCUGGGUUCCAAGGGGUCAGGCCUUUGCCUGAUCCCCAAGGCAGAGCGCCCCAGGGCACACAGGGACAGGCCACCUUGCCCCUCUUCAGUACCAGGUUAGGGCCAAGCCAGGGGCCUGAGAGAAGCACCCCACGCUCUGCACAGAGCCCUGCUCCUGGGAUCCCAGCCCCCACCCACUCCGGUGGGACCCUGCCGAAGCCCCUGGGUGUCAGCCUCUGCCCAGCCCCGCCCCACACACUGGAGGGUGGGGACGAAGGUACACGGAAUGGCCGUGGCCUGACCUUUGGUCGGGAGAAGCUAGGCAGGUGGGAGCUGAGCCUGGCCAGGGGCCCUUCCUGGGGACACUUUUACAGCCAGAUGCUCGGCCUGCCAUCCCGAGGUGGGGCCCAGCCCGGGGGCUGCAGGCAUAAAAGGAGCCAAGCCCCUUCCAGUCAGAGGCAAGUCAGCAGGGCCACUGCAGGGUGAGACCUGGACAAAGUCCCCGCCACCAGGGUGCACAGCCUCCACCGCUGGGCCUCGCUUCCUCCAGCCUGGCCAUGUGGCUGCCUGCAUACCUCCUGCCUGCACUGGUUCUGCUCAUGGGUGAGUGGGCUGGUCUUGCCCUGGGCGCCACGCAGAUACCAGACCUCUCCAGAGGAUGAGAGCAGCCUGCAAGGGGGACGUUCUGGAAAGCCCAUGGGCCAGAGAGGGCCCGGCUAAGCCUCCUCUCCCUGCCCAGGGUGAGAGGGCCCCUAGGUGGGCACCCACUCAACUCCCUGAACCUCCCUGCCCCCUCAUGUGGGGCGGGGUCGGUGCUAAGGAGUCUCCUGGGGGUCCCCUCCUGGAAGCCACAUGCUCGGGUCCCUGCCCCUAGGGAGUGCCCCCCCCCGCGCCCAUAGCCUCCUCCCCUAAGUGCAGCCUCCAAGGGGCUGGGAGCCUGAGAAAUGGCAUGGAGCCCCCAUGCCUGUUUGUGGGCCCAGGCCCCGUCCUGCAACCUGACCCCAGUCAGUGACAAAUGUCCUGGCUGCUCAGGUCUGUUUCAGGAGGGCCAGCAGGUCCUGGGCACAGUGGCACAGCCAGCUGCCCUGCCUCAACCCACUCGGCUGUCUCUGCCAGCAGCGCAGGCCCUGGGCAGAGCCUGGGCCUCCAGUCCCUGCCAGAGCCCCGUCGAGGCGCAGUGCGACUUCCUAUGCAACUGCAGGGACUGCUCUGACGAGACCCAGUGUGGUUACCGUGUGGCCUCGCCCAGCCUGGGCACCCCCUUCACCUGCGACUUUGAGCAGGACUCCUGCGGCUGGCAGGACAUCAGCACCUCAGGCUACAGCUGGGUCCGGGACCGGGCUGGGGCACAGCCUGAGGGGCCCGUGGCUCACGCCGACCACACGCGUGGCACUGACCUAGGCUGGUACAUGGCCGUGGGCACUCACCUCGGGACAGAGGCCUCCAUCGCAGCCCUGCGCUCCCCUGUGCUGCGUGAGGCAGGUCCCGCCUGCGAGCUGAGGCUCUGGUACCAGGCCGCAUCUGGAGAUGUGGCCGAGCUGCAGCUGGAGCUGACCCACCGUGCAGAGACGCUGACCCUGUGGCGGAGCUCAGGGCCCUGGCGUCCUGGCUGGCAGGCGCUGGCGGUGACUACCGGCCGCAUCCAGGGCGACUUCCGAGUGACCUUCUCUGCCACCCGAAACGCCACGCACAGGGGUGCUGUGGCCUUGGAUGACGUGGAGUUCUGGGACUGUGGGCUCCCCACCCCCCAGGCCACCUGCCCCGUGGGCCACCACCACUGCCAGAAUGCAGCCUGCAUAGAAUCCCACCAGCUCUGUGACCGGGAGGACAACUGUGGAGAUGGCUCUGACGAGGACCUGCUCACCUGCAGCCACCACACGGCCACUGACUUUGAGACAGGCCUGGGCCUGUGGACCCACUCAGAGGGCCCGGCCUGGAACCACAGCACCGGCAGCCCCAAAGGCUCGGCUUGGCCGAGCAGAGACCACAGCCGGAACAGUGCACAGGGUGAGGCCCUCAGGAACCCGGGCCACUGCCCUGGCCCCGUGGCCACAGCCAGGGACAGGAGCCCACACCCACCGUCUCCCCCAGGGUCCUUCCUGGUCUCCACGGCCAAGCCUGGCAGCCCUGCUGUCCUCCUCAGCCCCCAGCUGCAAGCCUCAGGCUCCCACAACUGCUCGCUCAUCUUCUACCACUACCUGCAUGGCUCUGAGGAUGGCCGCCUCCAGCUGCUCCUGCACACGCAGGGCCCCAGGGCCUCCCAGGCUCCUGUGCUGCUUAGGCAGCGCCAGGGUGAGCUGGGGGCAGCCUGGGUCCGAGACCAAGUGGACGUCCGGAGCGCCCAGCCCUUCUGGAUCCUCCUGACUGGGGAGACGGGUCCUGGAGGUGUCGUGGGGCUGGAUGACCUGAUUCUGUCCGACCACUGCACGGUGGCCCCAGGGGCGGUGCUGACUCCUGCAGCUUGGCCCAAGGCCCCCUGGCCCCAGCAGUCCAGCCUGCAGGGUUCCUGCCAGCCAGGGCAGCUGGCCUGCGGGGACCUGUGUGUGCCCCUGGAGCAGCUGUGCGACUUCCAGCCCCAGUGUGCCCAGGGCGAGGACGAGCAGGAAUGUGGCACCACAGACUUCGAGUCCGCCACAGCUGGGGGCUGGGAGGACGCCAGCGUAGGGCGGCUGCAGUGGGUGCGGCUGGCAGCCCAGGAGCGUGGGGGCCCAGGCAGGACUGCUGCAGGGCACUUCCUGUCCGUGCAGAGGGCCUGGGGGCAGCUGAGGGCUGAGGCCCGGGCCCUCACACCCGUGCUGGGCCCCUCUGGCCCUCACUGUGAGCUCCACAUGGCCUACUACUUCCACAGUCGCCCCCGAGGCUUCCUGGCCCUGGCUGUGGUGGACAGCGGCUCCCGGGAGCUGGUGUGGCAGGCCCCAGGGGGCAGCUCCUGGGACUGGACGCUGGACAAGGUCCUUCUUGGGGCGCACCGCAGGCCCUUCCAGGUGAGGCGGGCAGCCUGGUUAGGGGGUCCUCAAAGAGCUAGCCCUGAUUUACAGCCCUCUCCCUCCACCCUGAAGCUGGAGCUGGUCGCCCUGCUGGACUUGGACGGACCUGGCCAGCAAGGGGCUGGGGUGGACAACGUGACCAUGAGGAACUGCAGCCCCACAGUGACCACUGAGAAGGACAGAGAGGUCACCUGUAACUUUGAGCGGGAUGCGUGUGGCUGGCACCUGAGCCACCUCACAGACGUCCACUGGCACCGGGUGGAAAGCCACAGCUCUGGGUACGACCACACCACUGGUCAAGGUUUUUUCAUGCUCCUGGACCCCACGAACCCCCUCAGCCGCGACCACCACGCCCACCUGCUCACUGAGCCCCAGGUGCCGGCAGCCCUGGACCAGUGCCUCGGCUUCUGGUUCCUCCUUCACGGACCCCAGAUCGGGACACUGCGCCUGGCCAUGAGGAGGAACAAGGAGGAGGAAGUUCAGCUCUGGUCUGGGUCGGGCACCCAUGGAAACCGUUGGCACCAGGCCUGGGCCACCCUGAACCACCAGCUGGAGCCCAGCACCAAGUACCAGCUGCUAUUUCAGGGCCUCCGGGAUGGGUAUCACGGCAUCAUGGCGCUGGACGACGUGACUCUACAACCUGGCACCUGCCCGGCCCCCCAGCGCUGCUCCUUCGAGGAGUCUGCCUGCAGCUUCUCCUCCGGUGGGCAAGGCCUGUGGAGGCGCCAAGCCAGUGCUUGGGGCCAUGCUGCCAGGGGCCCCUGGACAGACCACACCACGGAGACAGCCCAAGGGCACUACAUGGUCGUGGACACAAGCCCAGACGUGCUGCCCCGGGGCCACAUGGCCUCCCUGACCUCGGAGGAGCACUGGGCCCUACCCCGGCCCGCCUGCCUGACCUUCUGGUACCACCUGAGCCUGCAAAGCCCAGGUAAGGGGCUGCAGGAGGGGCCUCUGUGGGUGUGGGGCUCCCGUGGGCCCUGUGCCGGCUGGGCAGCCAGGUGGGCACCUCCCCGUGGUGUGGCAGGCACUCUGCAGGUCCGUGUGGAAGAGGGGGGGCGGCACCAGACACUCAGCAUCAGUGAGCACGGCGCGCUGGCCUGGCGCCUGGGCAGCAUGGACGUGCACGCCGAGCAGGCAUGGAGGGUAGUGUUUGAGGCAGUGGCCGCAGGUGUGGAGCACUCCUACAUUGCACUGGACGACGUUUUCCUCCAGGACGGGCCCUGCCCUCAGCCAGGGUCCUGUGACUUCGAGUCCGGCCUGUGUGGCUGGAGCCACCUGGCCUGGCCAGGCCUGGGCGGGUACAGCUGGGAUUGGAGCAGUGGUGCGGCACCGUCCCCAUAUGCCCGGCCCCCCGUGGACCACACUCUGGGCACCGAGGCAGGCCACUUUGCCUUCUUUGAGACGGGUGUGCUGGGUGCUGGGGGCCGUGCGGCCUGGCUGCGCAGUGAGCCCCUGCCAGCCACUGCGGCCUCCUGCCUUCGCUUCUGGUACCUCAUGGGCUUCCCUGAGCACUUCUACAAGGGCGAGCUGCACGUGCUCCUGGCCAGCUCCCGGGGCCGGUUGGAGGUGUGGGCUGCGGGCGGGCGGCUGCGGCACCAAUGGCUGGAGGCCCAGGUGGAGGUGGCCAGCGACGAGGAGUUCCAGGUAGUGUUUGAAGCCACACUGGGUGGCCAGCCAGUGCAGGGGCCCAUUGCCCUGGAUGACAUCGAGUACCUGGCCGGGCAGCACUGCCAGUGGCCUGCACCGAGCCCAGAGGACACAGCAGCACACGUGUCAGUGCUGGCCGCGGUCAGCGGGGCCCUGGUCUUCCUCGUGCUCCUGGUGCUCCUGGGACUUGCAGGGCGGCACUGGCUACAGAAGAGCGGGGGCUGGGGCUGGCCCUUCCAGAGGGACAAGGACCUGGCAGCCCCUGGCUUUGACAACAUCCUCUUCAGUGCGGAUCAAGUCACCCUCCCUGCAGCUGUCACCAGCGACCCAUAGAUCACCAGUCCGGGCCCUGGCCCCUCGUGCGACACCUCACCUGCCACUUUGGGCCUAGACUGCACUCACACCCUCCAAGGCUGGGCAGCCCAGGCCUCCCCACCCAAUGGCAUGGCUGGGGUCCCUGCCCUGUGAAUAAACACCCAUGUCCUUGAGGGCAGCGUGACUCUCA